AUUACCGUUACGAAGAUCCCGUCAUCUCCGAGACGGACGAGACUAAUGAAGUGGAGAUUUCGCAGGUCGUGGAGCAAAAUCCGGUGCAAUUCUACCCUCCGGAAAACAAGGCCAGCAAACCCAUCAAGCCCAAGAAAACCAUCUCAGAUUCCUACAUGACGCAAGUCAUUACCUGUGAAACCAAGAUGAGAGACAAAUGCAGAGGCUCAACGUGCAACAGGUAUUUGUGCCCAGCUGGCUGCUUGUACAGUAAGGGAAAGAUCUUUGGAACAUUUUAUUAUGAGAGUUCCUCAAGCAUAUGUCGUGCUGCAAUUCAUUACGGCAUCCUGGACAAUAAAGGAGGGCUGGUUGAUAUCACGAGGAAGGGGAGGACACCCGCUUUUGUGAAGUCUACCAGGAAUGGUGUGGAGUCCUUCAGGAAAAGUAAGCCUUCAAAUGCGUUCAUGGUUUCUAAAGUCACAACACAGACGCUGGAUUGCUACACGACAGUAGCCGAGCUGUGCCAGUUCAAAAAGCCGGCGACCCAUUGCCCAAGGAUUUAUUGUCCAGCCCACUGUAAAGAUGAGCCGUCGUACUGGGCACCGGUGUUUGGCACAAACGUUUACGCAGAUAGCUCCAGUAUCUGCAAAACUGCAGUGCACGCAGGAGUCAUCUCGGAUGAAAGAGGCGGUUUUGUGGAUGUGAUGCCUGUAGAAAAGAAGAAAAGUUAUGUCGGCUCCUUAAAGAACGGAGUCCAGUCUGAGAGCUUGAAGAAUCCUUCAGAUGGAAACGCUUUCCGAAUUUUUGCCGUGAAGCAGUAAACUCCCAGGGAAAGUGCAGGUUUCUUUGGGAGAGCGCUCUGUUGAUCUCCAGAGACAGGAAGGCUCCUCUGAUGGCAUCAGCUCUGACCGUACCCUCCUUGCCGAUCUCUUUCAGGGAAUCAAAAAAAGAAAAGGAAAAAAAAAAAAGACAAAA
This is a messenger RNA of Apaloderma vittatum (bar-tailed trogon), 954 nucleotides long. It is a transcript of the gene CRISPLD2, whose product is annotated as cysteine-rich secretory protein LCCL domain containing 2. The annotation marks the transcript as partial. Lineage: Eukaryota; Metazoa; Chordata; Aves; Trogoniformes; Trogonidae. The record is from RefSeq and is a predicted model, not a curated record. The transcript is spliced from 9 exons.